Messenger RNA from Salvelinus namaycush (lake trout), 8022 nucleotides. Its product is annotated as CAP-Gly domain-containing linker protein 1-like. Gene Ontology annotation, biological process: positive regulation of microtubule polymerization; cytoplasmic microtubule organization. Gene Ontology annotation, cellular component: cytoplasm; microtubule plus-end; nucleus. The record is from RefSeq and is a predicted model, not a curated record. The transcript is spliced from 26 exons. Gene Ontology annotation, molecular function: microtubule plus-end binding. The coding region runs from base 384 to 7256 and encodes 2290 amino acids. Lineage: Eukaryota; Metazoa; Chordata; Actinopteri; Salmoniformes; Salmonidae.
AUCUCACGUUAGCUUUAUGGUUAGCCGGGCGGGCCCUCAGCCAGGUCAAUGAGCCCACAACAACCCACGGAGGAAAAGGGAGUUGCUAAGCCCCAUCUUAGCUCACGGCUACAUCGUUUAGCCUUCUGGAGGUAGAAGAAGCCAAGCCAGCCACUACUACCUGGGCCUUCAGGGUUAGCUAGCUAACAACCGGGUCCUUUUUUCCCCCCUCCCUCACCCCUUUUUCCUGUCUUUUAUUUCUGGUUCAUUUAUUUUGGUGUUGCUACUUGGAGAGCAUUGUCAUCUCAGAGGCUGAGCACAACUACGUCGAUGGUUUGGGGUCAGCCGGCGCCCACUGACGGACAGAAAGGCCCUGUGGAUUUCACAGCACACAGAGAGGAAACAUGAGCACAGCCAAGCCCAGCGGGCUCAAAGCGCCCAGCAAGAUAGGCAGGCCGACGGGGGCGCCAGCCACCAAGACCUCCCCUUCCACUGCCGGACCCAAAGUAGUCGCAGCUGACAAGUCCACUCCAGGUGGAGGUGCAGUGGGGACGCAAGAUGGCGGGGAGAACUUCCAGGUCGGGGAGCGGGUGUGGGUGAAUGGGAACAAACCUGGCGUGGUGCAGUUCCUGGGGGAUGCUCAGUUUGCACCAGGACAGUGGGCUGGCAUUGUGUUGGAUGAGCCCAUUGGGAAGAACGAUGGCUCGGUGGCAGGGGUGCGCUACUUCCAGUGUGAGCCCUUGAAGGGGAUAUUCACUCGCCCCUCCAAGCUGUCCUACACAGAGGGCGAGGCCAACGGGACUCAGACAGCACCUCCAUCCCGGGCUGGGUCCCCCACCCCCUCCACCGCCAGCCUGGCCUCUCACACCCCCUCUGUCAAGAAGGCCUCAACUGCAAUGCCCGCCACUCCAGCCUCCAACCUGGCACGCACAAACAGCGAGUCUAUCUCCAACCUCUCAGACACCGGUUCAGUCAAGAAGGGGGAGAGGGAGCUGAAGAAUGGAGACCGUGUUUUGGUUGGUGGCACAAAAGCUGGUGUGGUUCGCUUUCUUGGUGAAACGGACUUUGCCAAGGGAGAGUGGUGUGGUGUGGAACUGGAUGAGCCCCUGGGAAAGAACGAUGGGGCAGUGGCAGGAACCAGAUACUUUCAGUGCCAACCCAAGUAUGGCCUGUUUGCCCCGGUCCACAAGGUCACGCGCAUCGGCUUCCCCUCCACCACGCCGGCCAAGGCAAAGACCACGGUGCGGAAGGUGGUGGCCACGCCCUCAGGCCUGAAGCGCAGCCCCAGCACCUCCUCCAUCAGCUCCAUGAGCUCUGUGACCUCCUCUGUCAGCGCCAAGCCCAGUCGCACAGGCCUGCUGACAGAAACGUCAUCACGGUACUCAAGGAAGAUCUCUGGCACCACAGCAGUUCAGGAGGUGCUGAAGGAGAAGCAGCAGCACAUCGAGCAGCUGAUGGCGGAGCGGGACAUGGAGAGGGCAGAGGUGGCCAAGGCAACCACCCAUGUGGGCGAGGUGGAGCAGGAACUGACCCUGCUGAGAGAUGACCAGGAACAGAUGGAGGCCAAGAUGGACCAAUUACGCACCCUGGUGGAGGCUGCUGACAAGGAGAAGGUUGAGCUGCUCAAUCAGCUGGAGGAGGAGAAAAGAAAGGUGGAGGACCUUCAGUUUCGCGUGGAGGAAGCUUGCAUUACCAAAGGAGAUCUGGAGACGCAGACCAAACUGGAGCAUGCCCACAUUAAGGAGCUUGAACAGAGCCUGCUCUUUGAAAAGACCAAAGCUGAGAAACUCCAGAGAGAGUUAGAAGACACUAGGGUGGCCACAGUUUCAGAGAAGUCCCGCAUAAUGGAGCUGGAGAGGGACCUGGUGCUGAGGACCAGGGAGGUGGAUGACCUGCGGUUGCGUCUGGAGGCCCAGCAAGAGUCAGAGGGCUCAGACUCCACUACCUCCCCUCUCCUGGAGGAGGUGAGCUCUCUGAGGGCUCAGCUGGCUUCUCAGGAAGACCAGCAACGGGUUGAGCAUGCCGGGAUGAGGGAGAAGCUGGCAGCGGAGGAGAAGGCACACAGUGAGGCAAUGGCCCAGCUCCAAGUCUCAUCCACCAAGAUUUCCACUGACAACGAGCAGUUGAAGCUGCACAUCAGCCAGAACGAGAAGGAGAAUGCAGACGCCAUAGAGCUGUGGAGCUCUAAGCUGGAAUCUGCCAUCGCCUCACACCAGCAGGCCAUGGAGGAGAUUAAGGUUUCCUUCAGCAAAGGGGCUGGCUCCCAGGCGACAGAGCUGGUGGAGACCAAGAGUGCCCUGGAGAGGCUGAAGGUGGAGCACAAGCAGGCACUGAAAGAGGCUGGGGCCAGGUGUGUGGCAGAGGCUGCAGCCCGGGCACAGGAGACGGGGGAGCUCAACAAACAGCUGCUGGUCGUGUCAGAGGAGAAGGAGCGCCUGGAGGAGAGCCUGCGGUCCAGUGUGGAGAGUGCUGAGGAGCAGCACCUGGUGGAGAUGGAGGAUGUGCUAGUCAAACUGCACACUGCUGAGCUGAAGGUAAAGGAACUGGAGGAGCAGGAGGCUAAGCUAGUCCAGCAGACCCAGGACAGGGCCAAGGAGGUCCAGGAGCAGGUGGCAGCUAUGGAGGCUCUGCACUCCCAGGCAGGCCAAGGUAACCAAGAGCUCCAGAGUUUGAGGACCCAGCUGGAGGAGACCCAGAGACAAGCUUGCUCACAGGGCAACAAGGUCAGUGAGUUGAGCUCUGAGCUGGAGGGCAGGCAGCAGGAGAUCCUCUCCUUGCAGCAGAGCCUGACCACUGUGCAGCAGAACACGGGCUCUCUGGAGCAAGAGCUGGGCAACGUGAAACAAAAACUGUCAGAAAGCACAGACGAUCAGACUAAGUCAACACAAACUAUGCAAGAGUUGCUUCAGAAGCUUGGCGAAAAAGAGGGGCAGUGCACAUCGCUCUCCACCGAAUCAGAGGCUCUUAGAAGCCAACUUGCAGGGCUGGAGAGGAAGCUAAAGGCUGGAGAGGAGAAGCUUGAUCAGCUCGCAAACGACAAGGCCAAGCUCCAAAGUGACAUCUCAGACAUGAUGAAGUCAUCAGGUGACAGUUCAGCACAGCUUACCAAAAUGAAUGAAGACCUCACUCAGAAAGAAAGGAAGCUGGAAGAGUUACAGACUCAACUUGCAGAGGAGAAGGAGCAGAGAGCACGUUCUGAGGAGCAACAACAGCAGGAAGUGGCCCGGAAGGAGCAGGAGCAUCAGGGUCAGCUAAGCAACCUGCAGGAGAAGAUCACACAACUGGAGAAGAGUUUGCUCCAGGGUGAGGCCCAGGCCAAGGAGCUGCAGACCUCUCAGCAGCAAGCCCUGUCUCAGGCCUCAGAGCACCAUGCCAAGCAGCUCAAGGAGCUGCAGGGUCAGGCUGACCAGACCAAGCAGGAGCUGAGUGUCUCCAGGGAGAAGGCCCAGGAGCUGGAGAGGCUGGUGGCCGAUCUGCAGCCUUACAAGGAGAAAGCCCAGUUUCUUUCUGCUGAGCUCGACUCCUCCAUGCAGCAUGUUGAGCGAUUGUCCACAGACCUGGAGAAGCAAAUCUCAGCACUGGAACACAUGUCUAAGGAAAGUUCAGAUCUCAGAGCUCAUAAGGAAAAUCUUGAGAAGCAACUCUUCGAACUCCAGGCCAAGCUCUCUGCCUUGGAGGCUAGUCACAAUGAGCUCUCGGUUAAGAUUGAAGAACUGCUGACUCUGAGGGACAAGCUUACAAAAGAGCAGGAGGAACUUUUGACCACAAAUCAGCAGCUGGAUGGAGAGAAGGCCUCACUAUUCAGAGAGAUUGAGAAGCUCAGAGUUGCUGUUGAGGAGGCACAGGCCAAAAACGAAUCCCUCAGUCAAUCUGAAAUGGAGCAUCAGUCCCAAAUUGAGGAGCUACAAAAUACAAAUGCAGAGAAGCAGGAGGUCCUCAUAAAGUACAAACAGGAGAUCCAGCAGCAGGAAACUAAGAGGAAUCAGCUAGCAGAAAUCUAUGAGAAGACCUGUGAGGAAAGGAAUGGGCUCCAGGAAGAGCUCAAGCAAAGCAGGGAGAAGCUGAUCUCUGAGAUGGAUAGCCUUGUGUUGGAGAGGGAUGCAGCAAGAAAUGCUAAGAAAUCCCUUGAUGCAAAGAAUACAGAGCUGCAGACAAGGUGUCAGUCGUUGAGCUUGGAAAAAGUAGAUCUCUGUGUGAAAAACACUCAGUUGGAGGCCCAGAAGGAGACCUUGGCCAGAGAUAAAGAGGAGAUGUCUGCUCAAAUUAAUGCUGCUAUAUCUGACAAAGAGGCCCUCCAAACCAUGAAUACGGAGCUUCAGAAUCAGCUGAAUAUCACCAAGAAGGAUCUUGAGAAGUCUGUCCGUGACAACGGCGAGCUCCAGGCUUCCAAAAUGAGCCUGGCCAAGAUGCUGGACGAGUCCAAGACCAGCAGUGAGGUUACAGACUCCGAGAGGCUUCACCUCAUGCAGGAGAAAGAGGACCUGCUUUCUACCCAGCGAAAGGUGUGUUCUGAGAAGGAUGAACUUCUCAAGGAGAUAGAAGAGUUGAAGGAGAAGCUCAGACUUUCUACACAGGAAGUGGCUACCUCUAAGGAGAAAGUCAAAGAGGUGUUAUCAUCUUUUGCCAAGGAGAAGGAAGCUCUUUGUCUCCAGAAUGAAGAGACAGAGAAGGCACUACACUCCGUACGGAAAGAGAAGCUGGCCAUGGAAUCAACACUGGAACAGCAGAAGAUGGAGAGUGACAGUUUGGUACAUGAAAAGGAAGAGCUUGAAGAAAAGCACACAAAGGAGAUCUCUGAAAAGGUUACUCUAACAAAAGAGCGUGACAAGAUAGCAGGUGAGAUCCGCAGUAUGAAAGACCAGCUGGACAGCUCCUCCAAGGCCAUUGAUGACCUGAAGCAAGCCAAUUACAACCUUACGUCCUUGCUAGAGGAAUCCAAACAGAAGAUCCAAAAGGUGGAGGUUGAGGGAGCUUCCUUGAAAAAAAAAAAGUAUGAUCUACAGGCACAGCUGCAGAAGCUUUGCUCUGAGAGGGAGGCCCUUGAAAAAAGCAAAACUGAACUUGCAGAAGAGCAUCAUAAACUAAAAGGCAACUCUGAGCAGGUGCAUUUGGAACUCAUCCAGCAGAGGGAUACCCUAAGAAAAGAGCGGGAUCUCCUGCACUCCCAGCAGGCAGAGCUUAAAAAGAGCCUACAGAUCCUGCAGAAGGAUAAAGAUGAUCUGCUUCUGCAGGUCCAGGAGGUCAAGGGUCAGACAGAAUCACUUUCAAAGGAAAAAAGGCUUCUUGAAUCGCAGCAGCAGACUGAAGCCACUGAGCGAAGUAAACUGUCCUCUGCAAAGGAUGACCUCUCUAGAGAGAGAGAAGACUUACAGAGUCAGUUGUCCACUCUGACACAGAAAAAUACUGCCCUCCUGCAGGCUGAAUCUAUCCUGAAGGCAGAGAUUGCCUCUGUUUGUGUUGAAAGAGACACAAUGGCCUCUGAGAAAAAUAGUUUGUGUUGUGAUUUAAAGCAACUUAAGAUGACUCACACUGGAUUGUUAGGUGAGAAACAUGGUCUGCUUGAGGAGAAUGCCCAGAUGCAAGCCAAAGUGCAGGACCUCACUCAGAAAUCUGUCACUAGAGACAAGGCCAUUGAUGAAUUGUCUGCCAGCCUUAAGGAUAUUGGAGAGGAGAGAAAAGCCUUGGCUAGGGAGGUUGAGAACUUGAAGGCACAGCUGAAGCAGAGAGACCAGGAAAAGGAUGGCUUGGCUGAAGACCAAGAGUCCCUGUUUACCAAGCUGGAGGAGCUUGGCAAAGAGGUCUCCUCCCUGGCGAAGGAGAAGGUAGACCUCCUAGCUAUACAGUCCAGGCUGGAGAAAAACCUUUCCUCCCUCCACAGCAGCCAAAAGAGUGGUGAUGGGGAACGCUCAAGGCUCCUGGAGGAAGUGGAGAAGCUGCGAGCUGCCCAGACACAGCUUGAGGCAGAUGCCCAGACCCUACGUGCUGAGAAGGCAGGGAUAGAGGGACAGCACAAAGUCUCUGUGGAGGAGGCAUCUGUGUCUGCCAAGGCCCGGGAAGAAAUUGGCACCAAGCUGGAAGACCUGAAGGUCGAGAAGGAUGCCUUGCUCAAGGAGAGGGACGAAGCCACCCAGCAAGUCACCCAGCUUGAAGCUCAACUCAAAAACAUUCUUUCCAAGCAGCUUGAGGCAGCAGAGUCCUCAGGGAAGACUGCUGAGGUCGUGGAGCGGCUGACACAAGAGAAGGGCCGUCUGGAGCAGGAGAAGAGUGAGGCCCAGUCUCUGCUGGAGGAGUUCAGGAGUGCCAAGCAGGAGAUGACCAGUCAGCUGGAUGCAUUGAAGCAACAGAAUUCUAAAUACCAAGAGGAGCUCAACCUCCAGCUCUGCGCAGACAACCAGAAAAUCAGCAGCCUGUGCCAGGAGAUUGAGGAGCUGAAGCAAGUUGCCUCUGUGAAGUCCCAGUCCCUGGUGGCCUUACAGGAGGAGAACAACAAGCUGACUAAGGAGGUUGGCAGCAGCAAGAAGGAGACCAGUGGUCAGCAGAAGGUGGAAACUCAGCAGUCCAAGCUCAAUAAACAGUUGCAAGAUAUGAAGCAAAGAGAGACUGCCUUGAAGAAACAGUUAGAUGAGGAGAAAGCCUCCCUCCAGAAGUCCAUCCAUAAAAGCAGUGCCUUGAUCUCCGAGAAGGAUCAGGAGCUGGAGACCCUAAAGAGUGAGUUUUCAGUGCUGCAAGGGGAGAGCGCCACAGCGAAGACACUGAAGUCUACUGUCCAGUCUCUGGAGAAAGACAAGUCGCGGCUGCAGGAGCGCGUUCAGAGCCUGGAGAAGAGCCUUGCAGGAGGACAGGACACUCUUACCAGCGCCUCCGGUGAUGCAGCUCUGAACCCAUUAAAGGAGGACAAGGAGACUUCAGAGAGCCAGAUUGAGUUCCUGAACUCGGUUAUCGUGGACCUGCAGAAGAAGAAUGAAGACCUUAAGGGCAAGCUGGAGAAGAUGGCGGAGGCUUCCCUUAAUGGGAAUAAUGCAAGCGAGCUUGAUAACUAUGACGGCGGUUUUAAUGAAGGUCCCUCCAAAAAGAAGGUCCCACCAAGGCUCUUCUGUGACAUCUGUGACUGCUUCGACCUCCAUGAUACAGAAGACUGUCCCACUCAGAUGCAGAUGCCGGACUCCCCACCCCACACCACCUACCACGGCAGUAAGGAUGAGGAGAGGGCUUAUUGUGACAUCUGUGAGGCCUUUGGCCACUGGACUGAUUCCUGUAACGACGACCAGACCUUCUAAUCUAAAGCCUUCGAGAACAAUCUUUGGCACAAUCUCAACUUUUGCACAUAAACCAAAUUCUGAGGUGCGCAAGUGCACAUGGAGUUCUCUACUGUAUGGGUGUGUGCAUGUGUUUGUUUGUGCAGAAAGUAUUUAUUGCACAAGCCCCUAAGUGCUAUAAUUGGGAGGAUGUUGUCUCAAAACGAUCAACUUAAUUAUCCGCACUCACACGUCAUUGACUAGGAAAAGGGGCAGAAAUGCUGACGUAUUGUGAUAUAAGGCUUUCAUUGGGAAUUGUUUAAAAAAUCCACUGUUUGUGUUGCGACCCUCUUCAGUGUGUGCAAAAGAUGAGGCUAAAGUUUAUUUUUUUACACUUGGACAUACUUUGUACUUUAAGAAAAAGUUGCCUUGUCAAUCUGUCUGUGAUAAUUGUGUGGUGGAAAGGCAUGGAGAGGGGCGUGGCUGGCGCCUGUUGCCUGGCAGGGUUGGAGCAGUGAAACAACGCCGUUUGACUUUUAGUAAAAAAAAAAAAGACUACCUCGGCCGUGUGGGAUGGUGGUCAAGGUUGAAGCCGCUAAACAAACCUAAAGCACUGCACACACUUUAUUCCUCUCCUCUGUUUAAAAUCCUUGGUUCCUUUUUAAAUGGCCUUUACAAGAACAAUGCAUAAUUAAAUUAUAAUUUAAGGAUAAAAUAUUGUAAACAGAUGGUAUGAUGCUCAUGAAUUUCUGUACCUAACUUUUUGAAUGUUGAAUAUCUGUACAAAAAUAAAUAAUUUAUGUAUACA